AUGAGUGACGGCCCAGCGAGCGAACCAGGCUUUGUGGAUUCGAGGACUGUACUGCUACUCGUAGCAAGCCAAGUCGUACUAUUAGCCGUUGUGAGAUGUCAGGAGGAGGACGACCUGGAGGACGCAUUUAGCUGUAUACAAGACGGACAACGCUAUAGCGACAAGGAUGUAUGGAAACCAGAGCCUUGUCGUAUCUGUGUGUGUGACACGGGAAAAGUCCUGUGCGACGAAAUUAUCUGCGAGGAGUUAAAAGACUGCCCCAAACCUGAAAUCCCAUUUGGAGAGUGUUGCCCCAUCUGCGCUGCUGACCAAGCCCCGCCAAGUGGUCGUAAUUUAUUUCAGGGUCAGAAAGGUGAACCUGGAGACAUUACUGAUGUUGUAGGACCAAGAGGACCACCUGGCCCUAUGGGCCCACCUGGAGAGCAAGGAUCACGAGGCUCAAGAGGGGAUAAAGGCGAGAAGGGAAGCCCUGGCCCCCGUGGCAGAGAUGGUGAGCCUGGUACCCCCGGAAACCCCGGCCCCCCUGGGCCUCCAGGACCUAAUGGACCCCCUGGCCUCGGAGGAAACUUUGCUGCCCAGAUGGCUGGUGGAUUUGACGAAAAAGCCGGUGGCGCUCAGAUGGGCGUGAUGCAAGGACCAAUGGGCCCCAUGGGUCCCAGAGGACCACCCGGCCCUACCGGAGCACCUGGCCCACAAGGUUUCCAAGGCAACCCAGGAGAGGCUGGAGAGCCCGGACAAUCUGGCCCCAUGGGGCCUCGUGGCCCCCCUGGACCAUCUGGCAAACCUGGAGAUGAUGGUGAAGCUGGUAAACCUGGCAAGCCCGGUGAGCGUGGACCAGCUGGACCUCAGGGAGCCCGUGGAUUCCCAGGAACUCCUGGUCUCCCCGGCAUCAAGGGACACAGAGGGUAUCCAGGUCUUGAUGGCCCAAAGGGAGAGUCUGGAGCCGCUGGGUCUAAGGGUGAGUCUGGUGCCCCUGGUGAGAAUGGCGCUCCUGGACCAAUGGGACCUCGUGGUCUGCCUGGUGAGAGAGGCCGCCCUGGACCCUCUGGAGCAGCUGGUGCACGUGGAAAUGAUGGUUUGCCCGGUCCUGCUGGUCCUCCUGGUCCUGUUGGUCCUUCUGGAGCUCCAGGCUUCCCUGGAUCUCCUGGUGCAAAGGGGGAAGCAGGCCCCACCGGUGCUCGUGGACCUGAAGGCGCCCAGGGUCCCCGUGGAGAGUCUGGCACUCCAGGAUCACCUGGCCCCUCCGGAGCAUCUGGCAAUCCUGGUACAGAUGGUAUCCCUGGCGCUAAAGGAUCAGCUGGUGCUCCUGGAAUUGCUGGGGCUCCUGGUUUCCCCGGACCCCGUGGACCUCCCGGACCCCAGGGAGCCACUGGACCUCUUGGGCCUAAGGGAACAUCUGGUGACCCAGGUAUUCCAGGGUUCAAGGGAGAAGCUGGACCCAAAGGAGAGAUUGGACCAGGCGGUCCUCAGGGAGUCCAUGGCCCAGCAGGAGAGGAGGGCAAGAGAGGACCCAGGGGAGAGCCUGGUGCUGCUGGACCCAUCGGACCUCCAGGCGAGAGAGGAGCCCCAGGUAAUCGUGGUUUCCCCGGUCAGGAUGGUCUGGCUGGUCCCAAGGGAGCCCCUGGCGAGCGUGGACCCUCUGGCGCUGGUGGCCCCAAGGGUGCUAAUGGUGACCCUGGUCGCCCAGGAGAGCCCGGACUUCCUGGUGCUAGAGGUCUUACUGGUCGCCCUGGUGAUGCUGGGCCUCAAGGCAAAGUCGGACCCUCUGGAGCUGCUGGUGAGGAUGGUCGGCCAGGACCCCCCGGCCCCCAGGGAGCCCGUGGACAGCCUGGUGUCAUGGGAUUCCCCGGACCCAAAGGAGCAACUGGUGAGCCUGGAAAGCCUGGUGAGAAGGGACUCUUGGGUGCACCUGGUCUGAGAGGUCUGCCUGGUAAGGAUGGAGAGACUGGCGCCGCUGGACCCCCUGGCCCAGCUGGCCCCGCUGGAGAGAGAGGAGAGCAAGGACAGCCCGGUCCCUCUGGUUUCCAGGGUCUUCCUGGACCUCCUGGCCCACCUGGUGAGGGAGGCAAACCUGGAGACCAGGGUGUUCCCGGAGAAGCUGGAGCCGGUGGUGCUACUGGACCCAGAGGUGAGCGUGGUUUCCCAGGAGAGAGAGGAGGUGCCGGCCCUCAGGGUCUGCAGGGACCUCGUGGUCUACCUGGAACUCCUGGAACUGAUGGACCUAAGGGAGCCAUUGGACCUGGUGGUGCCCCCGGAGCCCAGGGACCCCCUGGCCUGCAGGGUAUGCCCGGUGAGAGAGGAGCCUCAGGCAUUCCUGGACCUAAGGGAGACAGAGGUGACAAUGGAGAGAAAGGACCUGAGGGUGCUCCUGGCAAAGACGGCGCUAGAGGUCUCACUGGUCCCAUUGGUCCUCCUGGCCCUGGCGGCCCCAACGGCGAGAAGGGUGAAUCUGGUCCUUCCGGUCCUCCAGGAGCUCCUGGUGCACGUGGUGCUCCUGGUGACAGGGGUGAGACUGGACCUCCUGGACCUGCUGGAUUUGCUGGACCACCUGGUGCUGAUGGUCAGCCUGGAGCCAAGGGAGAGCAGGGAGAAGGUGGACAGAAGGGUGAUGCCGGUGCCCCUGGACCCCAAGGACCCUCGGGGGCUCCCGGACCUGCGGGUCCCACUGGUGUCUCCGGACCUAAAGGUGCUCGCGGUGCUCAGGGACCUCCUGGUGCUACUGGUUUCCCUGGUGCUGCUGGUAGAGUUGGACCCCCUGGUCCCAAUGGUAACCCUGGAACUUCUGGUCCCGCCGGCCCUCCUGGUAAAGAUGGCCCCAAGGGUGUGAGAGGAGAUGGUGGUCCUCCUGGCCGACAGGGUGACCCUGGACUCCGUGGGCCUGCUGGUACUUCUGGAGAGAAGGGGGAUCCUGGCGAGGAUGGUCCUCCUGGUCCUGAUGGUCCCUCAGGUCCUCAGGGUCUGGCUGGUCAGCGUGGUAUUGUUGGUCUACCAGGACAGCGCGGUGAGAGAGGUUUCCCCGGCCUCCCAGGACCAUCUGGCGAGCCUGGGAAGCAGGGAGCUCCUGGUUCUGCUGGGGACCGUGGACCCCCUGGACCUGUUGGACCCCCUGGACUAACUGGGCCUGCUGGAGAGCCCGGAAGAGAGGGCAACGCUGGGUCUGAUGGACCUCCUGGUAGAGAUGGUGCCACUGGAAUCAAGGGUGAUCGUGGUAACACGGGUCCUGCUGGUGCUCCAGGUGCUCCAGGUGCUCCCGGUGCUCCUGGACCAGUUGGCCCAACUGGCAAACAGGGAGACAGAGGAGAGGCUGGAGCCCAAGGGCCUGCCGGACCUUCUGGACCUGCUGGAGCCAGAGGAAUGGCUGGACCCCAAGGACCACGUGGUGACAAGGGAGAGGCUGGAGAGAGUGGUGAGAGAGGACAGAAGGGACACAGAGGCUUCACCGGUCUGCAGGGUCUACCUGGACCUCCCGGUCAAGCUGGAGACCAGGGUGCUACUGGACCUGCUGGACCUUCCGGAGCAAGAGGACCUCCUGGACCCGUUGGCCCUGCUGGAAAGGAUGGUUCCAAUGGUCUACCAGGACCCAUUGGACCCCCUGGACCUCGUGGUCGUUCUGGAGAGACCGGUCCUUCUGGUCCCCCAGGAAACCCCGGACCCCCCGGUCCCCCUGGCCCUCCAGGCCCUGGCAUCGAUAUGUCCGCCUUUGCCGGCCUCUCUCAGACUGAAAAGUCCCCCGAUCCUCUUAGGUACAUGAGGGCUGACCAGGCUUCAGGAAACCUCCGCCAGCAUGAUGCCGAGGUAGACGCCACGCUCAAAUCCCUCAACAACCAAAUUGAAAACAUCCGUAGUCCCGAGGGAUCCAAGAAGAACCCUGCCCGUACCUGCAGGGACCUGAAGCUUUGCCACCCCGACUGGAAGAGCGGAGAGUACUGGAUUGAUCCUAACCAGGGAUGUACCAUUGACGCAAUCAAGGUCUUCUGCAACAUGGAGACAGGGGAGUCAUGCGUCUACCCCAAACCUUCCAGUAUCCCUCGCAAGAACUGGUGGUCAAGCAAGAGCAAGGACCGCAAACACGUCUGGUUCGGAGAGACAAUGAAUGGAGGAUUCCAUUUCAGCUAUGGUGAUGACAGCCUGGCGCCCAACACUGCUGCCAUCCAGAUGACCUUCCUGAGACUCCUGUCCACAGAAGCUUCCCAGAACCUCACCUACCACUGCAAGAACAGCGUGGCCUACAUGGACGCCUCCACCGGCAACCUGAAGAAGGCCGUCCUGCUGCAGGGCUCUAACGAUGUAGAGAUCAGGGCGGAGGGCAACAGCCGCUUCACCUACAACGUCAUGGAGGACGGCUGCACGAAACACACAGGACAGUGGGGCAAGACAGUGAUUGAGUACAGAUCGCAGAAGACCUCCCGUCUGCCCAUUGUGGACAUUGCCCCGAUGGAUAUCGGCGGAGCAGAUCAGGAGUUCGGAGUUGACGUUGGCGCAGUCUGCUUCUUGUAAAGGAUGAGGUAUCGUUAAAAAGAUGAAAUAAGAAGUGGAAAGCAAGAAUAAAACAAGAUGAGAGAGGAACACACUUCAUCAAAAAAAGGAAGAGAGAUAGAGAAAAAGAAAGAUCAAGACACUUUGUUUUCUUUUUUUUUGUAAACGGGACAUUUUUUUCUAAGUAAAAAAAAAAGUGCUUUUCCAAGUCAUACUCCGUAGGAUAUCUGCACUGAAUGGCACCAGCAACUGUCAUCUGUGAUUCAUCCAGCAUUGCCGACCCUUCAAAUCACCUCUUAAGGACACCCAGCACCCCCCACCCCCGCCAACCCCCGCCAGAGCCCACACCUCACUCUGGGUGAACAACAAAUUCCCCCCUAUGUGCAAGAAGGAGGAAGUAUGAUGAGAAUGAGGGAACAUGCCAGGGAAUGAGCGUGAGAGAGAGAUAAAGAUGUGUCUGGUGUUAUUUAUUUAUUGUUUAGGUUUGGGUCCCAGGUGUGUCAGGACUAAAUGUGUUGCCUAGUCAAAAAAAAAAAAAAACCUCAAAGCAACAUAUUUAAUAAUAAAAAGCCCUUCUCCUCCACCAUUCUCACCUCCUCCUUCCUCUCCUUUACCUUAUCCCAUCUCUCUCUCUGUACACUAAAGCAUACAUAUCUCAUUUAAACCAAAAAAAAAAAAGAAGAAAUGAUCUUGCAAUAGUAAGUGCAGGUGUGCCUAUUUCUACCACCACAGUGUGUAUCGGAAAGUUACUGUGUAUUAUAAUAAAGUCAAUGGUGCUAUUGUUGUAAAACAGUCUGUAUUUUUUAAAAACCAGAUACCGAUAUGUAGCGACAUGUAUAUAUGUAUAUAUAUGUAUAUGUGUAUACAUAUAUAUACAAGUUCUCAGAAAGUACAUUUCGCCCUGGGAUUUUGUAUUGCAGCGUGAUCAAUUUCCCUUAACGGCACUCCCCGCCUCACCUCCCAUUCCCAUUUAAGCCCUGAUACAUAAACAAACAGGUCUGCGAUGAAUUUUGUAUGAUCCAGACGUGUCCAAUUUGGAGCGAACCCUAAUAUGAAAUUUCAAUCUUGGUUUCAUUUCAAUUUUUUUUGUUUGUUUUUGUUUUAAUAUUCGAAAGCUACCUCACACUAAAAAAAACAAAACAAAAAAACAACACAAGCAAAGUGAAAAUUAGC
Lampris incognitus (smalleye Pacific opah) is the source of this 5649-nucleotide messenger RNA. RefSeq names its product collagen, type II, alpha 1b (gene col2a1b). Gene Ontology annotation, molecular function: extracellular matrix structural constituent; protein binding. The transcript is spliced from 54 exons. Bases 1 to 4497 code for a protein of 1498 amino acids. Lineage: Eukaryota; Metazoa; Chordata; Actinopteri; Lampriformes; Lampridae. The record is from RefSeq and is a predicted model, not a curated record.